AUGCACCGGGCAACGCUGCACCACCCCGUUCAGCACGGCAUCGUGGAGGACUGGCCCAAAAUGGAGCAGAUCAUUCACCACACCUUCGCGGAGUUUGACUUGGACCCGGCGGAAACGUCGCUUGUCUGCACGGAGCCGCUAUUCACCCCCAAACAGAACUCCGAGCAGAUGGCCGAGGUGUUGUUUGAGGCCUUUGGUGUACCUUCACUUGCGCUUGUCUCCUCGGGCAUGUGUGCCCUGUACUCCAGCGGGCGUACAACAGGCGUCGUUCUGGACUCGGGCGCUGGGGUGACGCAGGUGACACCGGUGUACGACUCGUACAUCAUACGUAAUGCGGCAAGUCGCUUUAACCACGGCGGUCGCGAAGUAACGGAGCACCUACGCACCCUGCUCUUUGAGCGUGGGCUGAACUUUGCUUCGCCGCAGGACUGGCUAUCGGUGAGGCGUAUCAAGGAAACCCUUUGCUACGUCUCCUCCUUGUACGAAAAGGAACUUCAAGAAGGGGAGGAAGAGUUGCACCUAUUUUCCCUGCCAGAUGGACAGGAGGUUUGCGUAGGAAAAGAGGCUUUUCGGGCGCCAGAAAUUCUUUUUUCUCCAUGGAUCACAAUGUCGGAGCUGCCCUCCAUGUCUGAAUUUGUCGUGACUGCCGUGAAGGGUUGCGGCAUUGACAUUCGCAAGGAUUUGCUCUCCAGCAUCAUUCUCAGUGGCGGGAAUACCAUGUUCAAGGGGUUUUCCUCACGGCUGGCGGGCGAGGUAUUGAAGGAGUUCCCCGGCCUCUUUGGGAGCGCCAAGGUGAUCGCUGCCGCCGAUCGCCAGUACAGUGCAUGGUCGGGCGCAAGCGUCUUGGCGGGGCUUGCAUCCUUUGCAGACCACCUGUUGACGCGGGACACCUUUGAGGAGCACGGGCCUAGCAUCGUCCACAACUACAGUCGUAGCGCAACGUUGGGCGUGGAAGGCAGCGAGAACGGAAAUGCUCCUGAGGAAGUGCCGUAA
Molecule: messenger RNA, 993 nt
Organism: Trypanosoma conorhini
Lineage: Eukaryota; Euglenozoa; Kinetoplastea; Trypanosomatida; Trypanosomatidae
Product: actin
Exons: 1
Coding region: 1-993 (330 amino acids)
Source: RefSeq, a predicted model, not a curated record